GUUUAAACCGGACGCGCUUGCAUCACUUGGACGUGAGACACCUCUAGAGGUAUACGGUAACCUCUCUCGUCCAAGGGAUGUAGCGCGUCAACAACAAACUAACAACAACAACAAACUUUCAUUAUGACUCGCAUAUUUACAAUUUUACAGAAAUAUAUGCACAUUAAGUUAAAAAAGCUUGACAAUAGCAACAGCGCGAACCCGCAGGUAGCCUGGGAUAAUCUGGGCGGGCCACAUCUAUAUUUAUAUUAGACCAUUAAUACAUAAAUAAGAUUGUUAUGCAACUACUUAUAGAAGGAUCGGCUUAAACUGUAGAUACCUAAACCUAUAUCAUAUUAGGCUUAUAAAGCUGUCUAUCACACUAUAACAAGAAUUCCAACUCGAACUGUCGAUCAAAUGCCAAAGUAACUUGGUUUUCUCAUAUGAUCUAUUGUUCCAUGUUUCCGGCCAUUCACAAAAAUUUAAUGUGUCCAGCAUCCAGAUCCUGCUCACUGAGCAAGAAAUGAUCUUGUUACGAAAGCCUCAAAGCGCCGUGCAAGAUCAAGGAAUCGUGCGAGUUGAGAACGUUCCUUUGAUAAGCACAGCAAUGUGUUCCUGAUUAUCUUCCUCUUACCUUAUGGUUCCUUAUUUUCGCAGGAACUUAAUUUCGUGUAAAUGGAACAGCCAUAUUUCGUGGGACUUAAAUUUCGCAAUUUGCCAAAACAAAUACGUUAAUAGGAACUAUUUGUCACAAGAAUGACUUGUUUUAAUAUUGUACAAGUAUAUUAUAUUUGAGUUGAUGAUAACUUUAAUAACGGAGGCUCUGGACAAACAAUUCAUUCCACUGGUUGAUCUCUACUAAAAUUGUUUGAUUACAGCAACUACAGACCUUCAGGAAGUUUAAAACUGUUUCAUGGGGAGAAUUUUCGUUGAAGUUCUCGAUAAUGAAACUUAUGAUGCCACGUCCGGUCAGAAAUUUACUUCUGUUUUAAGGUCCCUUCGUUAAAAUCUGAUGAGUUAUGUACGUGCUCAAACGGGGUCAGCUAAAGAUCAGCGAAUGGAUAUUUUUGGGAAGGGACGAGCAUUGGAUUUAUUUCGCACUAAAAAUGCCGGCUUCCUCGCCGCCGGCUGAGGGGGAAAUCCCCCUAAAGUCCACGUCCAUUUGCUGGCUGUUUGCCAAUAAUGUGAUACGUAAGAAUGAAAAAUUGCUUAUUGUACGAUUGAAACUGAAAUUGGAAACCAACGGAUAUGUUUGUUUAUCUAUUUUUGCGUAGCUGGCAAAGCUGUAAUUUGUCCAGUAAACAUCGAAGAAGGAUUCUUGCCUGCCCAUUCCUCUCCCGGCUGCAACACUCCCAUAUUUUUGCCAGCAGGAUAAUUUACUUCCUUCUUUUUUCGAAUGUACCCUUUAGUUUGUUGUUUCCAAUUCUGCUAUCUGCUUCAGGGUCUCCUUGUGGUAUGGGGGAAGACGUUUUAUACUUCGAUCGGUCCAGUAGUAAAAGAAAAGUUAAGCCCUAUCAGAGCUUGACAGAAAACUCGAAAGCGAAUACACAGUGGUUUGAUCCUUCCACUGGUCGGCUAUGUGCGAUGCAAGCUAACCCCUCUAUGGUACCUGUGUCUAUGAACCAUAAACAAGGUUUUUUUGGAGGUGCACAUAGCUCAUCUUUAACUGAAACUCGCGGCCAAAGUUGUUCAUCAAAAGAGUUUGAAGACAAAGUGAAAUCAAAGAGACGACAUGGCGAAGGACCGAAUUAUUCGCCGACGAAAAUCGGGAGAAGUGUCACUGGUCUCAUAUAUUGUGGAAGGUAUUUUGGGGUACAAUCCCCUGGCCAUGAUGGGAACUGUGGACCAACCAAUGGCCCUAACUGCCCAGCCUGCAGAGUGCUAAAAAGUGAAAGAGUAGAGAAACUUCGGAGAAGAGGCAAAUUGCAGGGGUGGACUGGUGAGGUUUAUUGUGGCCGGUAUUUCGGUAUUCAAUCUGAAGGUCACGAUGGCUACUGUGGUCCAAAUAACGGCCCUUCUUGUCCAGAAUGUUACAAUGAGCUUUUACAUUCUUAAUGUAGUGUGAUCAGACUUAAGCUUUAUGUGAUCUAACUGACCCAUUUUCGUGUUUGGAGUGUUCUAAAAUGUAACUCUACUCUUGCACAUCCUUCACACCCUUUUUCUAGUGCGAAACCCAAGGUAAUGUUCACAAAAUUGGUGAAGCUCACUUGUGCACAUUCCAGGUUAAGUGUAUGUUGACAAUCACAACAUCUUGAACAAUGACGAGACUGUUUAUAUUUUAGUUCUAAUUUCUCAAGAUGUUUCGUCACAGGCAGUUAUGGUCAUGUGGGUUUUUCCAACUUCCAGGGCUGCAUUUGAUGCUGCAGAGUAGGUGGUGUGAGUUUUUUGUUAACCUAUCGUAGAAUAUAGUAGAAUAUAGUAAAGCUGAAUGGGAACUGGUGAGAAGAGGAGUCCCCUAGGGACGUGUCCUUGGUUCCAUAUUUUUCAACAUUCACAUCGAUGAUUUAUUAUGCCAUAUCAAGCAGGCAAACCUGAAUGCCUACGCUGUUCAUGAAGAGUUGUACUCGUGUUACAAGGACCUCGAAACACUAAACACACGGCUGGAACAUGAACAUGGAAUUGCUAACAGUUGGUACGAGUGAAAUGGCGUGAUUGUAAAUCCAGACAAGCACCAGGCAAUGGUGCUUGGCACGAACAGUAAUUACGAAUUCUCUUUUCCCGUUAAGAAUUCCAUUGAGUUAUUGGGUGUAACUGCUGACAAGGAUUUGAGCUUUAAUCGUCACAUCUCACAGAUAUGUGAGAAGGUUAACAAACAAUUCAGUGUUCUCAAGAGAUUUAAAAGUAUCAUUACCAGUAAUGUCAUGCUACGUUUAUACAAGGCUUUUAUCCUACCACACCUUCAAUAUUGCUGUCUUAUUUGGCAUUUUUCUGGCAGCGGAAAUUGUGACAAACUGGAGUCUUUGAACAAACGUAUUUUACGAUUUAUUUUUAAUGAUUUAUUGCCUGUCUAGUUAUGAUGAACUGUUAAAGAAAGCAAAGAUGGCAUCCUUAUACACUGGAAGACUUCACAAAAUUCUUAUGGUAGUUUUCAAGAGCUUAUUUGUUUCUACGUAUCCUGGAUAUCUAAAAGAACAAUUCGUUUUUCGCAACUCCAGUUUUUCAUUAAGAGGAAAGAAUAUUGUGGCUUCACCUAUACCAAGAACAACAAAUUAUGGACUUGAAUGCAUCCGAUAUCAAGCUGCAAAAAUUUGGAAUUAGCUCCCAUACAGUAUGAAAACAAUAACAUCAUUUAAAGAUUU
Molecule: messenger RNA, 3278 nt
Organism: Orbicella faveolata
Lineage: Eukaryota; Metazoa; Cnidaria; Anthozoa; Scleractinia; Merulinidae
Source: RefSeq, a predicted model, not a curated record